UAAACAAACAGUUGUCCAAGUCUCAAACAGUUGUUUUAGCUUUGGCUUCUACAAUAAUCAAUUCUAUAAAAUCCUAGUGAUGUCUAAGCGCGUUUGACCUCGUAAAAAAUUCCCUUCCUCAACUCAACUCUAGUUGCCAUAGGAAUCUCUAGUUAACACCAGAUAUCCAUUUUUUUUUUUUUUAUUCUCUCCAUCAAAACCAACACAACUAACAAGAACACAAACACAAUAAGUUGAAAUAAUCGAUUAUCCAUAUCCAUAUGGGUGACAUAGUGAAACAAAUAUUAACAAAACCAAUCCAAUUAGCAGACCAAGUAACAAAAGCAGCAGAUGAAGCAAGUUCAUUCAAACAAGAAUGUAACGAACUCAAAUCCAAAACUGAAAAACUCGCCGGACUUCUCCGACAAGCAGCAAGAGCAAGUUCCGAUCUAUACGAACGUCCAACAAAACGAAUCAUCGAAGAAACCGAACAAGUUCUCGAUAAAUCACUUUCCUUAGUCCUAAAAUGUCGCGCAAAUGGUAUCAUGAAACGUGUCUUCACCAUAAUCCCCGCCGCCGCUUUCCGUAAAACAUCUUCUCAUUUAGAAAACUCAAUCGGAGAUGUUUCUUGGCUCCUCCGUGUCUCUGCUCCGGCAGACGAUCGCGGCGGUGAAUAUCUCGGACUUCCACCUAUUGCUGCUAAUGAACCUAUUCUCUGUUUCAUUUGGGAACAGAUCGCUAUACUAUACACCGGUUCUAUGGAAGAUCGAAGCGACGCCGCAGCGUCGCUUGUUUCAUUGGCACGUGGCAGUGACCGUUAUGGGAAACUUAUCAUCGAAGAAGGUGGUGUUGGACCACUUCUGAAGCUGAUUAAAGAAGGAAAAAUUGAUGGUCAAGAAAAUGCUGCUAGAGCUAUUGGUUUACUUGGUCGUGAUGCUGAAUGUGUUGAACAUAUGAUUCAUGUUGGUGUUUGUUCGGUUUUUGGAAAGAUUCUUAAAGAUGGUCCUAUGAAAGUUCAAGGUGUUGUUGCUUGGGCUGUUUCUGAACUUGUUGCUAAUUAUCCUAAAUGUCAAGAUCUUUUUGCUCAGCAUAAUAUUAUUAGGUUACUUGUUGGUCAUCUUGCUUUUGAAACUGUUGAAGAACAUAGUAAAUAUGCUAUUGUUAGUAUGAAACCGACUUCGAUUCACGCUGUUGUUAUGGCGAGUAAUAAUAGUAAUUCUAAUUCUAAUCUUAAUCCUAAGAAAGGAAAUGAAAAUGAAGAUGGUGGUGUCGGUGUUGGUGCUGGUGCUGGUGGUGGGAACAAUAAGCAUGGUCGCGUAUCGCAUCAUCCAUUGGGUGAACGACCGAGGAAUUUGCAUAGAGUGAUUACAAGUACUAUGGCAAUUCAUGCUGCUUCCAAGCAGAGUAGUGAAGGAAAUGACUUGGCCGAUUCCUAUACGCCGCCUAAUUCCAACGGAUUUGGUAAUGGUAUUGGUAAUGGUGGUGGUAAGCAUGGAAAUCAUAGUAAUCAUCAGAGAAAUUAUUCGCAUUCGGGAAUUAAUAUGAAGGGAAGGGAAAGUGAAGACCCUGAGACUAAGGCAAGUAUGAAGGAAAUGGCAGCGAGAGCGCUAUGGCAUUUGGCUAAGGGUAAUGUGCCGAUUUGUCGCAGCAUUACGGAAUCAAGGGCUUUGCUGUGUUUUGCUGUUUUACUUGAGAAAGGACCGGAGGCUGUGCAGUAUAAUUCUGCUAUGGCAUUGAUGGAGAUUACUGCUGUGGCUGAGAAAGAUGCUGAAUUGAGAAAAUCUGCAUUUAAGCCUAAUUCUCUUGCCUGCAAAGCAGUUGUUGAUCAAGUGCUUAAGAUAAUUGAGAAAGCGGAUUCGGAUCUCCUCAUUCCUUGUGUCAGGGUGAUUGGAAAUUUGGCAAGGACAUUCAAGGCUACCGAGACAAGGAUGAUUGGUCCGUUGGUGAAACUUCUUGACGAAAGAGAGGCAGAGGUUUCCAGGGAGGCGUCGAUCGCACUCAAGAAAUUUGCCGGCAGCGAAAACUACCUUCAUGUUGAUCACUCCAAAGCAAUUAUAAAUGCAGGUGGGGCCAAACACUUGAUUCAGCUUGUGUAUUUCGGAGAACAAAUGGUUCAGAUUCCAGCAUUGGUUCUGCUCUCUUACAUCGCAUUACAUGUUCCGGAUAGCGAAGAACUUGCUCUGGCUGAAGUGCUUGGAGUGCUUGAAUGGGCAUCCAAACAAUCUUUCAUGCAACAUGAUGAAACCCUCGAGACAUUGUUGCAAGAAGCCAAGAGUAGGUUGGAGCUUUAUCAGUCUAGAGGUUCAAGAGGAUUCCAUCAUAAAUUGCAUCAGUAGGAAGCAUAGUACAUUGUCAUCAUCAUUGUAAAUGUAAAGGUUUUCCGAUCAUUCAUGAUUCUUAUCCGUUCCAUCAUUCUUCUGAGCGUGUAUACAAUCAGUUUGGCUCCUCUAAAGUGAGUAAACCGAAAAGCAAGAAAUUUAGUUGUUAUUUCAACAAACUCGUGACUUGUUAUGAUAUACCUGUAAUAUCUACCUUUGAUUUGUUAAUCACUGGUCGAUAAUACUCACUUUAGAGGAUCCAAAUCCGUAUACAAUCAAUUUUACUUCUUCAAUUGUCCAGAUUCAUUUCCAUAGCAGGAAUGACCAUUUCAUUUUUCAUCUUAUGAGGAUUAUUUUUUAAGUUUUACCCUUAAAUUAAA
This is a messenger RNA of Trifolium pratense (red clover), 2677 nucleotides long. RefSeq lists its product as uncharacterized. The transcript has a single exon. Gene Ontology annotation, molecular function: protein binding. Gene Ontology annotation, biological process: cell surface receptor signaling pathway. The record is from RefSeq and is a predicted model, not a curated record. Bases 261 to 2315 code for a protein of 684 amino acids. NCBI's taxonomy places the organism in Eukaryota, Viridiplantae, Streptophyta, Magnoliopsida, Fabales, Fabaceae.